UACCCGCUGGUUAUCUGUCAGAAGACGUUCCAAAAAUAGAAACUAAAAUGCUCUAAUAUUAUCCUUUAAUACUGUGUUAUUAUUAGAUUAGCUGACCAACAGAAUGCCCAAUAUCAGUGUAGUACCAUUAGGCGCAGGUCAGGAUGUUGGGAGAAGUUGUAUUUUGGUCAGUAUUGGCGGCAAGAAUAUCAUGUUGGACUGUGGUAUGCACAUGGGGUACAAUGAUGAGAGGCGAUUCCCAGAUUUUUCAUACAUAACAAGAUCAGGUCAACUAACCCAGCAUCUUGACUGUGUCUUAAUAAGUCAUUUUCACCUUGAUCACUGUGGAGCUCUUCCAUACUUUUCUGAGAUGGUUGGUUAUGAUGGUCCAAUCUACAUGUCACAUCCAACCAAAGCUAUAUGUCCUAUCUUAUUGGAAGAUUACAGAAAAAUUACAGUUGAAAGAAAAGGUGAAACAAACUUCUUUACAUCACAGAUGAUCAAGGACUGCAUGAAGAAAGUGAUACCAAUAAACCUACACCAAUCCAUCAAGGUAGAUGAUGAGUUAGAGAUCAAGGCAUAUUACGCUGGCCAUGUUCUUGGUGCUGUCAUGUUCCACAUGAAAGUCGGCACAGAAUCAGUGGUCUACACUGGUGACUACAACAUGACUCCAGACAGACAUCUUGGCUCUGCAUGGAUCGAUAAAUGUAGACCAGAUAUCUUGAUCACUGAGUCAACUUAUGCUACAACUAUUAGAGACUCUAAAAGGUGUCGAGAACGUGACUUCUUAAAAAAGGUCCAUGAAUGUAUUGACAAAGGAGGAAAAGUUCUCAUACCAGUAUUUGCUUUGGGAAGAGCACAGGAACUGUGUAUUUUACUUGAGACAUACUGGGAACGAAUGAAUCUUAAAGCUCCAAUUUAUUUUUCAACUGGGCUCACUGAAAAGGCCAAUCACUACUACAAGCUGUUUAUCACCUGGACAAACCAAAAAAUCAAAAACACUUUUAUCAAGAGAAACAUGUUUGAGUUUGAGCACAUUAAGCCAUUUGAUCGUUCAUAUAUUGAUCAACCUGGACCUAUGGUUGUUUUUGCUACACCUGGAAUGUUACAUGCAGGACUUUCUCUGCAGAUUUUCAAAAAAUGGGCCUCAAAUGACAACAACAUGGUUGUUAUACCAGGAUAUUGUGUGGCUGGUACCGUUGGUCAUAAAGUACUGGCUGGACAGAAAAAGAUUGAGUUGGACAAAAAAAAUGUGAUAGAUGUCAAGCUAUCAGUGCAGUAUAUGUCUUUUAGUGCUCAUGCUGAUGCUUCUGGGAUUAUGCAGUUGAUUCRCCAGGCUGAGCCAAAGAAUGUCAUUUUGGUUCAUGGAGAAGCAGGAAAAAUGGACUUUUUACGACAGAAAAUAAUGCAAGAAUUUAACAUACAGUGUUACAAACCAGCCAAUGGAGAAACAGUCUACGUCACCACUGAACCCUGUAUAACUGUUGAUAUGGCACUUAGUCUGCUGAAGAGAAAAAUAGAUGCCAUCUCUGCUUCAGAUAUUAAAAGAGCCAAAUUAACACCUAAUAACAACCAUCUACCACUGCAAGGCGUUCUGGUCAUGAAGGACACGUCGUUUCGUUUACUGGAAUCAGAAGAAGCCAUGAAAGAGCUAGGCCUUACUCAGCAUCAACUACGRUUCACUUCUACUGUUACCAUGGAGAUAUCUGAACCUAGUAACGUGAUAUUGGAAAGGUUACAUUCUCAUCUUGAAAGGCUAUUACCCAACUAUACCAUACAAAGAAUCACCGGUGGAUGUCUGUCUAUCGACUCUGUACUUUUAAAGUUAAGCGACAGUGCAUCUUCAGAUGAUCGUGGAACAUCUYCGWCYAGUUCCUGUAGCUUACUCGUCUCCUGGUCAUUCCAGGAUGAAGAGCUUGGGAGUCACRUGCUGUCUUUACUGCGAAAUCGCAAAGACAUCUUAACUUCACAGACUCCAAUGGAAGUAAGGCCUUCAUUGACUAGAUAUUGAUGUUGUACGGGUCUUCUUUCCAAGAUAUAAUGGAUGCGGGCUGGAUGACCUCGUACUGCAUAGGAUUACGGUACAGAGUUGAAGAACAAGGGAUCAACUGCUUUUGAUCUAAACCCCAUCAUGCAUAGGUCGCGCCUCUAUUGCAUUGUCAAUGAACAGUAGACUUUCACAUCUCUUCGAGGCUUUUAUUUGCAAUAACCGUGUCGUACUGUUCUCUACAGAAUCCACUUUACACUUGACUUUAAAACUUGGUAGAUUUAUAAAAGGAUCUCCAAAUUUGUUACAUUUAGCUGAAAAUCAGGAUAGAUUUUGAUUUGUUUUGAUUGCGCCUUCUUUUCUCUAAUAUUCUUUUCCUCCGGUUUUCUUCCGUUUGCAAAACACAACGUGCAAAAUUGCAAUUCCAUCUGUGAGUUAGCCAUUCCCUGACAUAGGAUGUUUCGGGCUGUAGUAAAAUACAUUGAUUUUAUUUCCCCA
Actinia tenebrosa (Australian red waratah sea anemone) is the source of this 2464-nucleotide messenger RNA. Its product is annotated as integrator complex subunit 11. NCBI's taxonomy places the organism in Eukaryota, Metazoa, Cnidaria, Anthozoa, Actiniaria, Actiniidae. The record is from RefSeq and is a predicted model, not a curated record. Gene Ontology annotation, biological process: snRNA processing. Gene Ontology annotation, cellular component: nucleus. Gene Ontology annotation, molecular function: RNA endonuclease activity.